Drosophila erecta is the source of this 2127-nucleotide messenger RNA. It is a transcript of the gene SmydA-4, whose product is annotated as SET domain-containing protein SmydA-8. NCBI's taxonomy places the organism in Eukaryota, Metazoa, Arthropoda, Insecta, Diptera, Drosophilidae. Gene Ontology annotation, molecular function: protein binding. The record is from RefSeq and is a predicted model, not a curated record. The transcript has 5 exons. Bases 409 to 2004 code for a protein of 531 amino acids.
UGUUAAUUUUGAAUUUGAAUGUGUGCCAACAAGUUGGGCGUAGCGCCGUCUCCCGAUUUUCGACGUCCGACGUUCGACGACAACUCGACAGUUGCAAUUUGUGCCUCGCGGUUCGAACAACGCGUGGCCAGAGUUUUUAUUUAUAUACAGUACAUAUUUGUUUUAUCUUCGAUUUUUGGAUUCCCUUUCCUUUUUUGUUGUUGUUCGUUUGGCUGUGCAAUCUGCUGACACAUUUAUUCGGCGCGAUUUACAGGCAGAAUUAAUUGACGAGUUGUUAAACAUAUCUAUUAAAUGCGCGCGGCCUUUUAAAUAACUCGUGUGCACCGCGUUAAAAUUAUCAAUUAAAAUCAAUUAACAAGCUGCGCCGCGGAAAUAAAAUUAAAUCAAAUUUAAAUACAAAUAAAAGCGAUGCCGGGAAGAAAAAAAAAUCACCACAAAAACAACAACAGAGCCAGGCACCCACGGGGUGGUCAGCAGUCGAAGGAUAAGCAGGAGCAGCAGGACAAGGAGCGCAGUGCCUCGCCAACGGCGGAGGGCAAGGAGCAGCCAUAUCGCGUAGAACACUCGGAUAUAUAUGGCCGAUAUCUGGUGGCCAGUCGCCAGCUGGAGGCGGGCGAGACGCUGAUCCGCGAGGAGCCACUGGCCAUUGGGCCAUGUGUGAGCGGUGAUCCCGUCUGCCUGGGCUGCUAUCAGCCGGUGUCUCUCAAGUCGGAUCAAUACCGAUGCCCUGGCUGCGCCUGGCCACUCUGCGGCAGCGCGUGCGCGGGCCUCAAACAGCGACAUGGUCACACUGAAACGGAGUGCCAACUGUACGGAGAACGACGGGCGGUCGCCGGCGAACUGCUGACGGAACGCGCCGGUCCGGCGGAAGUGCGUGACCUCUACGAACUGAUAAUGAUCGUGCGCAUCCUCCUCCUGCGCCAGCACGAUCCGGAGCAGUUCGCUCUGAUCGCCCGCAUGGAAUCGCACACGGAGGAGCGGCGCCAGAACGCGGUGCUGUGGCGCCACUACGAGGAGAAGGUGGUGCACCGGCUGCGCGUCACCUGGCAGCUGGAGGACCUCGAGGCGGAGCAGGUGCACGAGGUGUGCGGCAUACUGGACGUCAAUUGCUUCGAGAUCGGCCAGAAUGGCGCCAAGGCGCGGACGCUAUAUCCGAGCGCCUUCCUGCUCGCGCACGACUGCACACCGAACACGGCGCACACGGACGACCCGAGGUCCUUCGAGAUCCUGCUGCGCACCUCGCGGCGCGUGCGCGAGCGGGAAGCGCUGACGCUCAGCUAUGCGUACACGCUGCAGGGCACCCUCAAGCGGCGCGCCUUCAUGCACGAGGGCAAGCUCUUCUGGUGCUGCUGCCGGCGCUGCUCCGAUCCCCGCGAGCUGGGCACCGACUGCAGCGCCCUCGUGUGCGCCACCUGUCGGACGGGAUCGGUGCGGGCGGUGGAUCCACUGGAGCAGACCGGCGACUGGGCCUGCGACCGCUGCUCCCACAAGAUGGGAGCUACGGAAGUGGAGCGCCAGUUGGACCGCAUCAACAACGACCUGGAGGACAUUGAUGUCCACGAUAUUCCAGGACUGGAGAACUUUCUCCUUAGAUAUCGGGAUGUCCUGCGACCGAAUCACUACCUCCUGCUCUCGGCCAAAUAUUCUCUGUGCCAGAUUUACGGGCGGACUGAAGGAUACUUACUGCCACAGAUGUCCCCGGAGGACAUUGCCCGCAAGGAGAGCUACUGCCGCGAGUUUCUGGAAAUCGUCGAUGUACUCGAUCCGGGUCUGACGCGCUUGCGAGGACUUAUCAUGUACGAGCUGCAUGCCCCCGUAAUGGUUCUGGCCCAGUCGGCUUUCCAAGGCGGACAGAUCUCACGACAGGAGUUCCAGCGGCGACUCAAGGAGGUUGUGAAGCUGCUCCAAGUCAGCAAGGAUAUCCUGCUCAUGGAACCCGAAGGAUCCACGGAAAACGCCAUGGGACAGGCCGCUGCCGAUGCCCUAAGCAAAAUGGGCUGCUAGUCAAAGGGGCUUUAGGAACUUUAAAGACUAUUUGUAAAUCAACUUAACAGUUGAGUUUGCUUAACAGAAAGUGUAUCUUUAAAUUAAAAUACCAAAUAUUAGCGAAUAUAUCAGGCUUAAGGU